CUCUAGUUCAGUUUCCCUUUUGUUUUUCCGCUGGUUUUCCGAGAGUUUUCAACCCUUUGGGCCUCCAACUGACACUCUAUUGUUCUAAAAGACUGUGAAAAUGCUGUUGUUAGUGAGAAAGUGUCGAAUUCCUGCGAGAUUUCCCUGCGCUGUGAAGAGUUAUUGUUCUCAAGGAACUCCCGAAAUUGGGAGCUUUCCUCUCCGGGGGAUUCGCAUUCUGGACCUCACACGGAUAGUGGCAGGUCCAUACUGCACAAUGAUCCUGGCGGACUUGGGCGCGGACGUGAUUAAGGUGGAAAAGCCAGGGUCGGGAGAUGAGUCACGCCACUGGGGUCCACCGUUCCUGGCCAACUCCCCGGAUUCCGUGUACUUCAUGGCCUCCAACCGGAACAAGAGGAGCGUCUGCAUCGACAUGAAGCUCGGCAGGAGUAUUUUCGAGGAUCUGGCGAGGAAAUGUGACGUUCUGGUGGAGAAUUACGUUCCCGGAAAGCUGAAGAAGUUUGGAUUGGAUUACGACUCGCUCAAGAAAGUCAACGAGGGCCUGAUUUACUGCUCAAUCACCGGCUAUGGCAGCAGAGGACCUUAUGCCAGCAGGCCAGGAUUUGACGUGAUCGCAGCAUCUGAAGGCGGCCUCUGUCACAUCACAGGCGCUGAAGAUGGGGCGCCAGCAAAGGUGGGCGUGCCCAUGACGGACAUCGCGACUGGAUUAUACGCUCACGGAGCCAUUUUGGCCGCCCUGCUGGCUAGGAGAGACUCCGGAAGAGGUCAGAAAAUAGACGUGGACCUCUUUUCUACCCAAAUCUCGUGCCUGAUCAACGUGGGCGGCAACUUCCUCAACGCCGGCAUCGAGGCGAAGCGCUGGGGCACUGCUCACUCCUCCAUCGUGCCCUACCAGGCUUUCAAGACCACCUCAGGCUACCUCACGUUGGGAGCGGGCAGCGACGCCCACUUUAAGUCACUCUGCAGCCUCUUGAACAUCCCUGAAAUCGCGGAGAAUCCCAAGUUCCUCACCAAUACUCUCCGAGUGCAGCACAGGCGGGAACUCAUAGACCUCCUGGAAGGCAUUCUCAGCCAAAAGAGCACCUCAGACUGGAUGAAAGUCUUCAGUAACGCUCCCUUCCCGGUCGCCCCCAUCAAUUCCAUCCGGGAAGUCUUCGAGGACGAGCACGUGAAGGCGAUAAACCUGGUCAAGACAGUGUCUCAUCCAGCGUCCGGGUCUGUGAAGGUCGUGGGACCGCCAGUGGUGUUCAGCGAUGCACAGAACAGCGUUCGAACACCUCCUCCGACUCUUGGGCAGCACACGGAUGAGGUUCUGGCAGAGAUUUUAGGCUACAGCCCAAAAGAAAUUGAAGAUUUGAAGCUGAAGAAAGUCAUCCAGUGAUUUGAGGGCAUUUUUCUAAAUUAGCUUUUGUACAAAUUCAAGUCAAUAAAAGCAGAGAAACGUGAAAUUUCUUGCUUUUUGGCUCUACUAUUUAUCUUAUCAAUUUGUUC
This is a messenger RNA of Phlebotomus argentipes, 1491 nucleotides long. Its product is annotated as succinate--hydroxymethylglutarate CoA-transferase. The coding region runs from base 101 to 1381 and encodes 426 amino acids. The record is from RefSeq and is a predicted model, not a curated record. Gene Ontology annotation, molecular function: catalytic activity. Lineage: Eukaryota; Metazoa; Arthropoda; Insecta; Diptera; Psychodidae. The transcript has a single exon.